Trichoderma gamsii is the source of this 2721-nucleotide messenger RNA. Its product is annotated as heterokaryon incompatibility protein. The record is from RefSeq and is a predicted model, not a curated record. The transcript is spliced from 2 exons. NCBI's taxonomy places the organism in Eukaryota, Fungi, Ascomycota, Sordariomycetes, Hypocreales, Hypocreaceae. The coding region runs from base 1 to 2721 and encodes 906 amino acids.
AUGCUGCGGAAUAGUCUCCAUAACGGCGCCCGGCGACUUCUUACAACGUCUGCAAACAGGUCGAAAAGGGUAGAUUUGGUAUGCCCAAUCUGCUUCGACUUUGGCUUCACGCAAUCUGCAUUUCGCGGCUCUGUCGAGGAGGAUUCUGCAUCAAAUUCUUCCAAUUCAAGAUCAUCAAGUCCCCAAAAUGAGAAAACCGACAAGGAAAUUGUCAAAGAGACGCCAGAUAGACCUUCAAGAGUGACAGGUUCCGAGAUAUCUCAGAACAUCGCAGUGGGGACCGAAAUGCGAUCUGCUAUGAACAGGUUGACCAGCUCUGAGAUCAUGAGGCAUAAAUUUGACAAGAAUAUCGAAACUAUCUACACUAUGCCUAUUGAUAACGAGAUAGUUGAUACACGGGUUUAUGACAUCCUCAACGGUGAAAAGCCAGAUAUCAAGGAGAGCGGAUAUGAAGAAGCGAAAGCUUUUGUCAGUGCUGAACUCAUCAAGAACAAGUCCAUCCCAUUCAACUACUGGCUUGAGCAGCCUUGCCCUUCACAUCGCGAUACUAAAGGCGACAUUGCGCCCUGUGUAACCUUUAGACGCGGACUUCAUGAUUAUAUGAUGGAAGCUAGCAGUGGAUAUGCAGGCCGUCAGCAGCUGAUGCAAGACUUGGGAUUUGUCAACACGGGCGGAUAUGCAGCGUCUCAGUGUCUGAGAAUUGGGCAUAUGAGUGCCGGAGAGAUACCAACAUGCGUGUGGUCUGUAGAACCCUUUCUCAAAGACGAUAUUCCAUCGCCUUGGAGACAGCCUUGGUAUCCGGACCGUGGAUUAACCAUAUUUGAACGACCGGCCAUUUCUGGAAACACGGCAUCUGAGGAAGCCUUCCAAAAGGCUGCUGGUUGGUUUCGUGAAUGUAACAAUACACACUCAAGUUGCUCGCUUGGGGAGAUCUCAGAAAUGCCUGAACGAGUUGUCGACAUCUUCGCCGAAGAUACCAAGUCUGGUGUCAAAUUGAUCCAUACCAACGGGCAGAAAGCACGAUACGCUUGUCUAAGUCACCGGUGGGGAAAAGAUACUUCCCAAACAACAGGAGAGAACAUCGGUUCCUUAUGCAAAGAGAUUCCAUGGGAUUACCUUUCGCCCACUUAUCAAGACUCGAUAACGUUUCUACGGAAAUUCUCGAAAUGGUAUCAGGAGGAGUAUGGAGAGCCUAUUCGCUACAUAUGGAUCGACAGUUUGUGCAUCAUACAAGAUUCCAAGAAUGAUUGGGCAAAACACUCACUCAAAAUGAGCGACACCUAUUCCAAUUCCCUGAUUACUUUGGUAGAAAGCCACGAGCUAGGUACAGACAAACGGCUAUUCCAAGACGCUUCCUCAAGAGAUGUUUCGAAGCCGGUUUCCAUUAAAGACGCACAAGGCAACGACCACCAGCUACAUUUCCGAAAACCAAUCUUUCAUCCCACUUAUAUGAUCAACGACGGCAAUAUCCCCGUCUGGAAACGAGCAUGGGUGUUCCAGGAACGCCUUCUCUCACACCGUCUUCUCAUUUUCGGACCCGACGAGCUCUCGUGGCAGUGUGCCAGUCACCACAAGUGUGAAUGUGGUCUCGACGAAUCCGAGUCACAGACUGUGAAGCUCAUGAAAGAAUGGGGGGAUGAUGUCCAUGUGCCAGAACGCUCAGCCAGCAGUAGAAGAGACAUGCAGCAACUCCUUGGCGACGAUCCCUCUCACAGCCAGCUUCGUCGCGCAUGGAGACACGUUAUCGAGGCAUAUUCCCAACUCGACUACACAUAUCGCAGCGAUACUUUAUACGCCAUAGCAGGCCUCGCAAAGAGCUUCAACGCAAGACUAGGCGGCAAAAAUUACUUUGCAGGAAUCUGGUACGACGAGUACAAAGAGGGCGAAACUGAAGAUUUCCAGCCACAAGCCGAAACUGCACUGGAUCUGCUAUGGAGACUGACAUACUUUAAAGAUGCCGAGAGAAGUGAUUUGUCAGAACCUGCUGUGCCCAUCUCAUGGAGCUGGGCAUAUCCCGAAUGCGCAGUCACAUACCCAUUUGUAAACGACGAGGUAGUCAACCAAUUCUCGCUCGUGGUUUCCAUCGGCGGCGCUCUGAAUGUUCCAAAAUUACCCGACGAUCACGACCAGCCUCGGGACUGGGUAAAGGACGACAUGUAUGCCGAAGUACCACCUUCCGGGAUGAUCAUCGUCGGGCCAAUUUGGAAGACGAAAAUGACUCCAUCGGCGUUUUCCUUUACGAUUAGCAACACAGAGUAUCCGGAAUACACUUACUACCUGGGAGCCAUGUCAGCAAGUAUACUCCAGGAAAGCUCCGUUGGUCGAGAAAUUGUUCAAAGGAGGAUUCUCCUUAUGCCUCCCAAGGAAGAAGAUGAAAGCGACGAGUCUGCGCUUGAGAAGAUGCCGCCUCUAGUAUUUUAUCCAGAUAGCAUGCAUUAUGCCAUCACCGAGUCGCUUUACUGCCUCCCCAUAGCGACCUUCAAGCGCUUACCAACCAAGAGCACCGUCAAGGAAAAGACGAUGUUUGCGGCUCUGGUGCUCGAAGCCGUGGGACACAAGGCAACUACCGAGGAAUACGAUCCGGAUCUAUCUAAAAAGGAUGUUUCGGAGUUGGUGUUUCGAAGGGUUGGGCUGGCAUAUACGACAGACGGGGGCUGGACUGAUGAGCAUGACGCCCUUUUACAAAAGUGUCCUGUUAAUGCGACGUAUUUAGUACAGUAG